Messenger RNA from Culex pipiens pallens (northern house mosquito), 2666 nucleotides. RefSeq names its product gastrula zinc finger protein xFG20-1-like. Lineage: Eukaryota; Metazoa; Arthropoda; Insecta; Diptera; Culicidae. The record is from RefSeq and is a predicted model, not a curated record. The transcript has 4 exons. Gene Ontology annotation, molecular function: zinc ion binding; RNA polymerase II transcription regulatory region sequence-specific DNA binding; DNA-binding transcription factor activity, RNA polymerase II-specific. Gene Ontology annotation, biological process: regulation of transcription by RNA polymerase II. Gene Ontology annotation, cellular component: nucleus. The coding region runs from base 71 to 2551 and encodes 826 amino acids.
AACAAGUUUCUUUUUAAAAAAUUCGUUCGCAUUUAAUUUCGUCAAAAAAAUACGUUCCGACGUUCCAACGAUGGACCAGCUGUGCCGCAUCUGCAUGGGCACCUUCGAGGGAGACGAUCCGGAGGCGAGGACCUCCCUGUACAGCGAGCUUGCCAACGGCAACGAGGUCGUCGCCAACAUGAUCAUCGACUGCGGGGACAUUGUGGUCUGUCACGACGACCAACUGCCGGAGUUUGUUUGUGGCGGGUGUUUGGUCCGGUUGGAGGACGCGUUCGCGCUGCGGAAGUUGAUCCGGGAGUCUGAUGGGGCACUGCGGGAGAUGGCCGCGAAUAAGACUCAGAAUUUGGUUAUGGAGGAGGAUGUUGGGGGAGAGCAAGAAGUGGUGCGGAAGGUUCCGACUAAAGUGGUCAACUAUCCGAGCGAGGAUCAAAUUGAGAGUGUUCAGGAAGUUGAUUGCUACAAGAUUAUUCGGUUGAAGGGAAUCCGAUGCUGUGGAUGCAAUUCGAUGUUUGGUACGCAGCUGGAGGUGGAACGGCACAGUCGGGAGCAGCACGGAAGUGCGGAGGUCAAGCAGGAAGCAGACCGGUUGGUUUUCGAAUGUCCAACUUGUCAUAAGGAGUUUGAGAACAAACUGAAACUGUUGAAUCAUGCGAAGAACUUCCAGUCGAAUGAAGUGUAUUAUUGUACGGUUUGCGACGUCCUGUUCGACAUUCGGUACCGUUUGGAGCAGCAUCUUAAGCUGAGUAAAGCUCACAGGAAUCCUCAGGAGGAACCGCUCAAGAUGAGUCUCGAUCGGAAGCGAUCUUCCGGGAAGAAGAAAGCGACCAGAGAGUUGAAAUAUCCCGAGCAGGACUUCAUCCUAGCAAUUGAAGAAACUCAAGAGUAUCAGUUGAUUCACAUUGGAGGAGAACGGUGCUGUGGCUGUGAGCGGAUCUUCCAAACCUAUCAGGAAUUGCAGGAACAUUGCAACGAAGCGCAUAUCCGGUCACCGGAAAAUGCUCUCUGCGAGUGUGGUUUAUGCUUUGAAAAAUUUGACCAGAUUCAAACAUACAACCGACACACCACGGCAAGAAAUUUGAAGGAACUCUACUACUGCAAGUUUUGCAAGAUCGUAAUCGACGUAAAAUUUCGCUUCGAUCAGCAUCUUAAAUCAAGCCUGGCUCAUCAAGCCGCUCGCGAACAAGCCGGAGUCGAACCAAGUCCUCCGUUGGAAGAAUUCUCCCGAGCCCUAGAAGCCGGCAUCGAAGUUCUCCAAAUCGACGGCGUUCGCUGCUGCGGCUGCGACUUUACCUGCGCCAACCGGAACGAACUCGAAGAUCACUCGGAAGAAACGCACGGCUUCCAACGGGUCAUCACCGACUCCAAGCAGACCCCUUACGAGUGCGACAUCUGCUUCCAACACUUCCCAACCCCACAAACGCUCAAAUUCCACACAAAUGCCGCCCUCCAAAGCAGCGUCUUCAAGUGCAACCAGUGCGACGUCCAGUCCGAGAUCAAACAGCGUCUUCUCCAGCAUCUCGCCAGCGGCGUCCACGAGCAAAUCCCCAAAAAAGAAUCGACCUCCAAACACGCAACCCACAAACUCAAACCCCAGCAACACCUGUGCUGCUUCGUCCGCUGUCCGGCCUCCUUCACCUCUCCAACCGAGCUCCUCGCGCACGUGGAGUCCGACCACGCCGCGAAACGACGCGAAAAUGCCGAAGAGCGCGAACUGGACGGCCCCAUCUGCUACGUGUGCCACAAAAGCUUCCGGACGGAACGCGCCCUGCACGUCCAUCAGUUUCCGAAGAAUCGCCGCGCAAAUUCACGACCGAACGUUUGCGGUGAGUGUGGAGCGGCGUUCCAGACGGCGUCCGGGCUGAUCCAGCACGCGAAGAGUCACGCCGCCGAGCGGUGGGAGUGGCAGUGCGAUGUGUGCGAUCGGAGGUGUCCGGACGAGGGCACGCUGCGAGUGCACCGCGUUUGCCACGAGGAGGAGCGUGCGUGGGAGUGCGACGAGUGCGGGAAAAAGUUUCGGCGAAAGGGGAAUUUGAAGGUUCACAAGCGCUGCCACCGGGAGGUCAGCAUCUGGGACUGUCCGCACUGCGAGACCAGCUUCAAAACCAAGCAGAGCCUUACGCUGCACAUUCGUAGCCACACCGGCGAAAAGCCCUUCCAGUGUCGGUUCUGCGAGAAUCGGUACUCGCACACGACGGACCGGCAGCGCCACGAGAUGGCCACCCACACGAAGGAACGGCCGCACCGGUGCGAUCUGUGUCCGGCUGCGUUCGUGCGGAAACGGCAGCUGACGAUCCACGUGCGGAUUCACACCGGCGAGAGGCCGUUCGUGUGCCAGGUUUGUGGCCGAGGGUUCAUUCAGGUAAAUUAUCUGAAGAAGCACUUGACGACGCAUGAAAAGGCGGGGAAGGGAUUGGUGGAGACGGAGUACAUGAUCGAGAUGCUGCAGGAAGAUGAGGAAGAGGAACUUUCGGAGACUGAGCAGAAGCGCUACUACGAGCUGGAGAUUGAACAGAUGGUUGAUGAGGCAGAAGAGGACGACGAUGACGAAUAAAAGACAGCGAGGAGGACGGUACCCAUUCCGAUCGGCCCGUAAAGUGCGACAAGGACGCCAUUUGCCGAGUCUGCAUGACCGAAGACCCCCAAUCCGAGUUGAUUUCGUUGUUCCA